AUGUCGGAACAGGAAAAGGCGCCAGCGCAGCCUAUAAGCGAUGCCAAUGAAGUCGAACCCUCCGGCUUACGAAAUGGCGACGCAGAGAAGCCGGCGCCGCUGGAGCAUAAUGGUGGCCAGGGUGAACACAAGGGCAAAGUUGCAGCAGCAAAGGAGAAAGUAAGCAAGCAACAGGAGAAGAUGAAAAACAAGAAAGAACCUGCUGGAGGCUACGAUGCGACGCCUAUCCCCGCAGCGCGCGAUGGCUACACCGUGCGCUUCACUUUCCACCGCGCUGAGAACCUGCCCGUUGCAGAUCUCAACUCUGGAUCCUCGGAUCCGUUCAUCAUGGCGACAUUGAGCACAUCGCUACCAAAGAGACACAAGGAGGAUCCGGAGAUGGUUAUAAGGACUCCGACCAUACAUAAGAAUACGAAUCCGGAGUGGAAUACCCAUUGGGUUGUUGCUGGGAUUCCGUCGAGUGGAUUUAAGUUGAAGUGCAGGCUUUACGAUGAGGACCCGUCAGAUCACGAUGAUAGAUUGGGCAAUGUGACGGUUCAUGUCAAUCACAUUGAUGCGAAUUGGAGAGGUUUCCAGGAGGACAAGUUUGAUAUCAAGAAGAGGAUGAUGAGCAAGAGGGCGUAUCUGAUUCGGGGCUGUGCUGCGAUAUUUAGUGAUGUGCAUAUGAGUGGGAGUUUGUACCUCAGCGCUGAGGUGCUGGGUGAGUCUGAGAAACCUCAUGGACGGCUAUUUACGGUUGGGGAUACGGCAUGGGUGAAGCAUUACUCGCCUAUGAUUGGAAGAAUUGCAGGAACGAAAGCUCCUGGUAGUACUGUUGGUACCGAUGGGAAGCCCAAGACUGAGAAAUACGAUUUCCAAGCAAACCAAUAUCAACUCCAAGGCCCAGUCCCCGCAGAACUUUAUCACCGCUUCGUAGAAUUCAAGCCUUUCGUCAAAGGCAUGUUCUCGAAAGCCGGCCUGCGAGGCAGAGUCCUAAAUAAAGCCCUACAUCAUCAACACGCACACGUCUACAACUUUGCAAACAGCACCGAAUACGGCGUCGUGCCCCCGCGAUCCAAAGAAGCAUCCCUUCAAUUCCUCAAGAUGGUCCACUUUGAUGAAGGCGGGCGCAUCUUCACCUACGUGCUCACCUUGGACGGCUUGUUGCGUUUCACUGAGACGGGCAAAGAAUUCGGUAUUGAUCUGCUGAGCAAACAUACUAUGCACAGCGAUGUGAACAUCUACAUUGCUUGUUCCGGCGAGUUUUUUAAUCCCACCCAGACACCGACAUCCCCCGGUGGCCCACCUCAUUCACCCCCUCCAAAAUCCCCAGAGAGCUACGAGCUAAUCAUCGACAACGACUCCGGGACCUACCGCCCCAAAGGCGACUUGUUACCCAAGCUCAAAGAAUUCCUCAACGCCAAUUUCCCUGGCCUGCACGUCGUGGUAAAAGAAUGCACGGAUGAGAAACUCACUAAGAUGAAGCAAGGACAGAGGGAGCGCAAGAAGAAAGAGGGCAACAAUGUGACCAUGGUGCAGAAUUCGGACGAUGAUAUUAGCAGUAGUGAUGAGGAAAGGCUUGAUGGGGGCAUCGCGAAGAAGACGGGCAAGCAGAGGGCGUUGGAAGCGUUGGAGAAUCCAAAGGGCGCUGCGAAGAGUAUUAUUCCGGGCGAGAAGGGGAGGAAGACUAGGGAGGCGAAUGAAGAAGAUGGAGAUAGGGCCGAGGCUAGUGCCGUGUAA
Messenger RNA from Lachnellula hyalina, 1719 nucleotides. RefSeq lists its product as uncharacterized. NCBI's taxonomy places the organism in Eukaryota, Fungi, Ascomycota, Leotiomycetes, Helotiales, Lachnaceae. The coding region runs from base 1 to 1719 and encodes 572 amino acids. The record is from RefSeq and is a predicted model, not a curated record. The transcript is spliced from 3 exons. Gene Ontology annotation, biological process: positive regulation of gene expression.